GCCGAUGUGUCAUAGGCCCGACGUCUUUAUAAAGGAAGUUUUAAACAAGCCUAAACACUUCACUGCGCGCAAAAAUUGGACUUACCACACUCGCAUCCCUCUCUCUGCACUGCUGUUGGCUCUCCUUCUCCAAACUGUUCAAGUGCCUCUCUGCACUCUAUAAAGACGACAGGGGCUCCUCUCAGACUUUACUAAAAACUUUUUUUCUCCUUUAUUUACUGACUCAGUUUUUUUUUCUUUCCCCGCUGUCUCCCUGCGUGCGCCUCUCAUCACCCCGCGCGCCCAUUCAUUCUGACAACUUUCCUCCUCGCUCUGACUGAAGAGUGCGAAGAAGAAACCGGGGCACGUGACAGUUUCCGGAGUUCAAUUUAUUUAUUAAUUUCCUAUUUAUUUAUUUAUUUGUCUCCGCUUGUCUGCUGGUUUACCUGUCUCUUGGACCCGAACCAAUAUGAAAUUGUUCCUCGACUCCUCCUCGUCGCUCCUCUUCUCGCUGCUAUUGGCCCAGCUGCCCGUGUUCACGUCUGCCUCUCCGGUACCACCGCGACGGGCCAGUGACUUGGACAAACUGUCCAAUCAGACCAAGAAUCUAAUGAAGCUAGCCCAAGAACUUUUGAGGGAGCAUGCAUUUGAACCAGACAUGGAAUCGCACAGGUUCAGGUCCCUGCCAGAAAUGAGCAACAGAUCGGUCAAUGGCCUCAACAAUCUUGAGCUGAAGCCCACACUUUCGCAGCUCCAUGCCGACCUGAAGCUGUACGAGCACCACUUUGAGUGGCUGAACAAGGUUUCAAAGAAGCACGAGCACCCUGCGUUACCCAAGCUGGUGGAGAUGAUCAGAGAAAUGAGAUCUCUCAUCAAUAUGCUGCACCGUCAGAUGCAGAGAGUCGAAGCACCAAGGCUGACUCAUACAACCCCUUCUCUCCCCCCACACGUCCCCUCUUCCUUUGAUGUCCUGCAGUCCAGCCAUGAGCUUCUCCAACACUUCAAGCUCUUCUGUGAUUGGGCAUACAGAGCGUUCAUCACCCUCAAGCCCAAAGCAUCUGCAGCACAAUGAGGAUCCAUAAUCCAAAGAGCCUGCAAGGACACCUGAAGUUCUUCCGCGCUCAAAGGGGAAACAUGACCAUGUCAGUGUGCACUGUAGUCUUCAGCAUCCCUGUAAAAGGCCCUAAUGUCAUCGUCAGUGACAUGUGUGUUGAGGAAUGUCUCUUCCUGAGAGAGCAAGAAAGGAUGCGGCACACUGCAGCAAGUUAUCACCAUCAAGAUUCCCGUUAAAGCAAACUGUCACUACAAUAAUCUUGUCACAAUUCGCCAAAUUAUCUCCCUAAAGGCCUUGUUAAUGACCAUGUUAUUUAUGUAUUUAUUUAUUUAU
Menidia menidia (Atlantic silverside) is the source of this 1366-nucleotide messenger RNA. The record is from the annotation of a GenBank genome assembly. Lineage: Eukaryota; Metazoa; Chordata; Actinopteri; Atheriniformes; Atherinopsidae.